Molecule: messenger RNA, 2641 nt
Organism: Nannospalax galili (Upper Galilee mountains blind mole rat)
Lineage: Eukaryota; Metazoa; Chordata; Mammalia; Rodentia; Spalacidae
Gene: Rala
Product: RAS like proto-oncogene A
Exons: 5
Coding region: 205-825 (206 amino acids)
Biological process (GO): regulation of exocytosis; Ras protein signal transduction
Cellular component (GO): plasma membrane
Molecular function (GO): GTPase activity; GTP binding; GDP binding
Source: RefSeq, a predicted model, not a curated record
CUGCCGCUGCUGCAGCGGGGCCGGGGAGGAGGGUGGGUCUCCGGAGCGGAGUGCCUAGUCUUCCUCCACCGCCCAGGCCGCUCCCGCGCGGAGCUCCGAGCGCAGCUCCCAGCAUUGCUGAGGGGCAGCCGAGGCCCGGAGCCCGCGGGGCGGCUCGCGUUACAGAUUCUUCUUAAUCCUCUGGUGAAAACUCUGGGAAACAGGAUGGCUGCAAAUAAGCCCAAGGGUCAGAAUUCUUUGGCAUUGCACAAAGUCAUCAUGGUGGGCAGUGGUGGUGUGGGCAAGUCUGCCUUAACUCUGCAGUUCAUGUAUGAUGAGUUUGUAGAGGACUAUGAACCUACCAAAGCAGACAGCUACAGGAAGAAGGUAGUGCUGGAUGGAGAAGAGGUGCAGAUCGACAUCUUAGAUACUGCUGGGCAGGAGGACUACGCUGCCAUUAGAGACAACUACUUCCGAAGUGGGGAGGGGUUCCUCUGCGUCUUUUCUAUCACAGAAAUGGAAUCCUUUGCAGCCACAGCUGACUUCAGGGAGCAGAUUUUAAGAGUAAAAGAAGAUGAGAAUGUCCCAUUUCUACUGGUUGGCAACAAAUCAGAUUUAGAAGAUAAAAGGCAGGUUUCUGUAGAAGAGGCAAAAAACAGAGCUGACCAGUGGAAUGUUAACUAUGUGGAGACAUCUGCUAAAACGCGAGCAAAUGUUGACAAGGUAUUUUUUGAUUUAAUGAGAGAAAUUCGAGCCAGAAAGAUGGAAGACAGCAAAGAAAAGAAUGGAAAAAAAAAGAGGAAAAGCUUAGCCAAGAGAAUCAGAGAAAGAUGCUGCAUUUUAUAAUCAAAGCCCAAACUCCUUUCUUAUCCUGACCAUACUAAUAAACAUAAUUUAUAAGCAUUGCCAUUGAACGCUCAAUUGACUGAAAUUACUUUAACAUUUUGGAAAUUGUUAUGUAUCACUAAAAGCAUGAAUUGGAACUGCACUGAAAGUCAAAUUCACUUAAAAAAGAAAUUAAUGUGGCUUCACCAAGAAGCAGAGUUCGACUUAUUUCCUAAUUGCCUACAUUUAUCACAGUCCUGAAUGUAGCGUGUGAGCUUGUUUUUCUUGAACUGUUAAGAGGUGAAAUGGGGUGGGGGGAACGGGAGGAAAGGCUACUUCCUCUGGUGUUUAUUAUAAAGCUUAAAUUUUAUAUCAUUUUAAAAUGUCUUGGUCUUCUACUGCCUUGAAAAAAUAACAAUUGUGAACAUGAUAGUUACUGUACCACUUUUUAAACUAUUGUUAUGCAAAUAUAGAAGAGGUUACUGGCAUGGUUGUUGCAUAUAGUAAAACUGAGAGUAAUUCCUCUGUGAAUCUGCAUUAAUUACCUGGUAAUUACUUAGAAAAAUGGUGUGAACUUAUACAUGGACAUUUUUGAAUAUGCCUUAAUUUAGAAGCUGAAAAAUAGUCCAGUUACAUCAUUCUGGGUGUGUUCUCACCAGCACCUUGGGCCACUCACUGCCCAUGUAACCUGGUGAGAAAAGAUUUAUCUUGCCUAGGUGGCGAUAGCUUCUGUAUAGAAGAUUCUGGAGAAAUUUCUGUCUGCUAGGAGUCUGUCCAAAUUUAAAAAAAAAAAAAAAUGUGUGCCAUACUCUGGUUCUGAAAGUUCCAGAGCUCCUUCAUUGAUUUUAAUGAACUGUAAGGCAGUUAAAAAUUAAGGGCCAGCUUAUGCUUGUAAGAUAAUUUUAGAUUGUGAUGGUUUAGUAGCAGUUAUGUUUGAGUGAAUGCUCUUUUCCUGUGGGUUGCUGGUCCUUGUUAAUCACUUUCUGCAAGUGAUAAGCAUACAAGUGUUAAUCUUUCAAUCCCUCGGAGCAGAGCAUAGGAAAGGCUGUCAAGAGUACUAAUGCAGCUUGCACUAGAACACUUGGGGAAAGAUGCCUGCCCCUGUCAUUUCUAAACUUGUACUCAUGGGAGUACAGUUGGCUUCAUGGGAAUUGCAAGGAGUCUUUGUGGUCUCUCCAUGUUCAUAAUGAAGAAUGUUGUACUGACAUUUUUCUCAAGUUAACAUGAAGCAGUCAAACUUGGUUGGCACAUACUGACCAAAUAUGAGGCUGUGAUGUUCCUACUGAAAGAACUCUAGCAUGCUGUUUGGAACAUAAUUUCAAUGGGAAGUAAACCACUAUCAGAUUUUUCUUUUCCUCUGUGGGGUUAAGACGGUUGAGUCAACAUUUUUUCCUUUUGUGCAGUCUUAUUUUCAAAAGGUCGAAAUGAUGUUCAGGCAUUCCAGGUAACAAGUAUAUAUGUAAAGUUACCAAAAAAUAAGCUUUUUAGGACCUCUACUCUCUAGAUAUUACAUCCAGCUUGUCAUAAAUAUUUGUCCUUAAAGGGUUUGAUUUCAUGUUUUCACAGGUUAUGCCAUGUGCAGAAUUAGAGUUCCCAGUGUAACCCCACCAGCAGGCCCAGCUAUCUCUGCGUGUACUCACUGCAGUCUUAUUGAACCAGGGUCCUAACCACUAACAUUGUGACUCUGCUUUGAGACUUUUCCUCUCCUGGGUACUGAGGUGCUAUGAAGCCAGCUGACAAAGACGCAUCCCAUGUCUUAGGCUGAUGCCGCUACCCGGUUCAUUUAUUUGCAAUUUGAGCCAUUUAAAGACCAAUAAACUUCCUUUUUUAAAAUGUU